AUGUUCAUUGGGGCGCUAGUGAGCGGCUUCCACCGGAGGGGGACGCCGGCCGGUGUGCGAGGAAACAUCAAACUGAAAGCGAACCUCUCAGUCGGAGCAAAAGUACGACAACUGAGAUCCUUCCUUCUGAGGUAUGACUCCCGGACAACUAUAUUUUCCCCUGAAGGUCGCCUGUACCAGGUGGAAUAUGCAAUGGAAGCGAUUGGCCACGCCGGAACAUGUCUGGGAAUCCUUGCUAAUGAUGGAGUGCUGUUAGCAGCAGAGAGACGCAACAUCCACAAACUGCUCGAUGAAGUUUUCUUCUCCGAGAAGAUCUACAAGCUAAACGAAUAUUUGUUACAGUACCAGGAGCCGAUCCCGUGUGAGCAGCUGGUCACAGCUCUCUGUAAGAGACCGUUUGGUGUGUCUCUGCUCUACAUGGGCUGGGAUAAGCACUACGGCUUCCAGCUGUACCAGAGCGACCCCAGCGGGAACUACGGAGGCUGGAAGGCAACCUGCAUCGGAAACAACAGCGCUGCUGCCGUGUCCAUGCUGAAGCAGGACUUCAAAGAGGGCGAGAUGAGUCUGUCCUCGGCUCUGGCUUUGGCCGUCAAAGUCCUCAACAAAACGAUGGAUGUGAGCAAGCUCUCAGCAGAGAAGGUGGAGAUUGCCACUCUGACGCGGGAAGAUGGAAAAACGAAAAUCAAGGUGCUGAAGCAGAAGGAGGUGGAGGAACUCAUCAAGCGGCACGAGGCCGAAGAGGCCAAAGCCGAGAAGGACAAAAAGGAGAAGGAGCAGAAGGAGAAGGACAAAUAAGACAAAUAUUUUCCCACUCCUCCUCGAGUCAUUAAAUCCUGUUUUGUUUUGCCUUUUACAAUAAACACUUAGAAACCUGCUGACGUGUGUGAUUAGUAGACUUGUGAAAACUGUCAUAGUUGAGUAUUCAGCUUUGAAAAAACUUUUCU
Molecule: messenger RNA, 944 nt
Organism: Menidia menidia (Atlantic silverside)
Lineage: Eukaryota; Metazoa; Chordata; Actinopteri; Atheriniformes; Atherinopsidae
Source: the annotation of a GenBank genome assembly